Messenger RNA from Prorocentrum cordatum, 558 nucleotides. NCBI's taxonomy places the organism in Eukaryota, Dinophyceae, Prorocentrales, Prorocentraceae. The record is from the annotation of a GenBank genome assembly.
AUGGUGGGGCCGGAGCGGAGCCUGGCCAUGUACAACCAUUUCUUGGCGCUGCUGGACCUGGGCGUGCCCGUCAUCGGGGCGCUGCAGGGCCACGCCAUCGGCGGGGGCAUGGGGCUGGCGCUCUGCUGCGACAUGCGCGUGUGCCACGGGGCGUCGCAGUACGGCGUGAACUUUGUGCGCCUCGGCCUCCACCCCGGGAUGGCCUCCACCUACUUCCUGCCGCGCCUCGUCGGCGUGCCCCGCGCCGCGGAGCUCCUGCUGACUGGGCGCCUCGUGGACGGCUGGGAGGCGGGACGGCUGGGCCUGGCGAACUACUGCUGCGAGACCCCAGAGGAGGUGCUCGCGAAGGCGAACGCGCUGGCGGACGAGGUCGCCAUGAACGCCCCCGUGGCCGUCCGGUGGACGAAGAGGUCGCUCUACAAGCACCUCGGCUGGAGCCCGCGGGACGCGGCCUGGGAGGAGGCGGGCCUGCAGCUGCAGACCGCCGCGACGGCGGACGCGCAGGAGGGCGCCAGGGCGCUGCUGGAGAAGCGGAGGCCCAGCUUCGAGGGCAGGUGA